CGCCGCCGCCGCCCCGGCGCUGGGCUUCCGCCGCCCGCCAGGCCCGGGUCGUGUCCCGUGUCGUGUCCCGUGUCGUGUCCCGCAGGAAAUCGAAGAGGGAAAUCACUUCAAAUCACCAACCGAAACCUGUUUGAAGCUGAGAAGUCUGAGAUGCAUUAGAAUUCAGAGACCUCCCUUUGCUUAAGCGUGCAGGAGCUGAGGAGGAAGAGCAGGGCUUGCUGUGGAGGGUCAACAUGGAAUCACAGCAUCCUGACAGUUGGGAAAGACCUUGAGGCUCCUGGAGUCCAGCCACUCACCUCACAUUGCCAAGCCCACCACUGAGGUAUGGUGUGAAUAUGCGUUGCUUGGCAGCUCGGGUCAACUACAAGACUCUGCUGGUGGUCUGUGCGCUGCUGACGCUGGUGCUGGUGCUGCUGUGGAACCGCUGCUCGCCGCACAGAGCCGGCCCCGGGCGCCGCGCCGCCAGCAGCAACGUGGGCUGGCAGCACAGCGAGGAGGCUUCGCCCCACGAGCAGCAGCUGCAGCAGCGAGCCCCCCCCGUGGCCGGGGGCUUCAACGGCAACAGAGCCCCCGCGCCCAAGUACGAGGAGAUCGACUGUCUGAUCAACGAGGAGCACACGGUGAAAGGCAGGAGGGAAGGCAACGAGGUGUUCCUGCCCUUCAGCUGGGUGGAGAAGUACUUUGAGGUGUACGGGAGGAUCGCUCAGUACGAUGGCUACGACAGGUUUGAGUUCUCCCACAGCUACUCCAAAGUGUACACCCAGCGAGCACCGUACCACCCCGACGGGGUCUUCAUGUCCUUCGAGGGCUACAACGUGGAGGUUCGAGACAGGGUCAAGUGCAUCAGCGGCGUUGAAGGUGUGCCCUUGUCCACGCAGUGGGGACCUCAAGGCUAUUUCUACCCCAUCCAGAUCGCACAGUACGGGCUGAGUCACUACAGCAAGAACCUGACGGAGAAGCCGCCUCACGUGGAGGUGUAUGAGACGGCCGAGGACGGGGACAGGGGAGGCCGUGCUGGGGAGUGGACGGUGCCCAGGGGCUGCUCCCUCUCCACAGUGCCUGACAAAGCCAAGUUCACCAGCGUCAAACACUUUGUGGCUCCAGAGAGCAGCGAGGGGGUGUCUCUGCAGCUGGGCAACAGCCGAGACUUCAUCAUCUCCUUCGACCUCAAGUUGGUAACGAACGGCAGCGUCUCCGUGGUGCUGGAGACGACGGAGAAGAACCAGCUCUUCACCGUGCACUACGUGUCCAACAGCCAGCUCAUCGCUCUCAAGGACAGGGACAUCUACUACGGUGUGGGCGCCAGGACUAGCUGGAGCACCCUCACCAGGGACCUGGUGACCGACCUGCGCAAAGGCGUGGGGCUGUCCAACACCAAAGCCGUCAGGCAGACCAAGAUCAUGCCCAAGCGAGUGGUGAGGCUGGUGGCCAAGGGCAGAGGCUUCCUCGACAACGUCACCAUCUCCGCCACCGCCCACAUGGCGGCUUUCUUCGCCGCCAGCGACUGGCUGGUGAGGAACCAGGACGAGAGGGGAGGUUGGCCCAUCAUGGUGACCAGGAAGCUGGGGGAAGGUUUCAGGUCCCUGGAGCCGGGCUGGUACUCGGCCAUGGCGCAGGGCCAGGCCAUGUCCACGCUGGUGCGCGCGUACCUGCUGACGAAGGAGCAGGCCUUCCUCGGCGCCGCCCUGAGGGCCACGGCCCCCUACAAGCUGCCGUCGGAGCAGCGAGGGGUGAAGGCCGUCUUCAUGAACCGCCACGACUGGUACGAGGAGUACCCCACCUCGCCCAGCUCCUUCGUGCUCAACGGCUUCAUGUACUCCCUCAUCGGCCUGUACGACCUGAAGGAGACGGCGGGGGAGAAGCUGGGCAAGGAGGCGCGGCUGCUGUACGAGCGGGGCAUGGAGUCCCUCAAGGCCAUGCUGCCCCUCUACGACACCGGCUCGGGCACCAUCUACGACCUCCGGCACUUCAUGCUGGGCUCUGCUCCCAACCUGGCCCGCUGGGAUUAUCACACCACCCACAUCAACCAGCUGCAGCUGCUCAGCACCAUCGACGAGGCGCCCAUCUUCAAGGAGUUCGUCAAGAGGUGGAAGAGUUACCUGCGAGGCGGCCGGGCCAAGCACAACUAGAGCUGGCGACCAAAGGCCUCGGCCCCGGGGACGCUCCCAAAGGCGGCUCCUUCCCCCCCCCCACGUCCUGUACAGACCAUUGCCAAGAAGUGAUCCUUAAAGCUGAUCUCGAGUGGCUGCACCCAGCGGGAAGGGGGCUGGGCGGGAUUCGGGCACCUCGCCUGUCCCUGGUGCUCCACAGCAGAGGCGUCCGCGCGGAGCACGAGCCCCGAGCCCGUGGGCGAGUGGUGUUGGCUUUGAGUUGGGGUUCUGGGUUUGAGAGGGACGUUUGCAGAAGCCAUACAGGUCCUUAAAGCCCAGCACUUGCCUGAGAAGUUGCUCUGUGGGCUGUGUGACGGCGGAGAGCCGCGUGGGUGCAGCGCCGCCGCCAGCGCGCCUCCGCUUGCAGCCCGGGGAGUGGGACAGUGCGUCUUUAUAAAGGUGGGGCUUUUGUAAUGUGAAAAUACACCUUAUGUGGGGUGGGUAUGUGUGUGUGUUCCCCCUCAGCUCUGCACAGGGAGAUCCUUCAGCAGUGUGGUGUCCCUACAGGCGUGUGGAUGGCGACUGUGGGCUCCAGUGUCACGUCAUGUAAGCACAACCCGCUGUGGCUGGCGGGCUGCGGGGGCCUGGAGCCACAACACCCCCUCUGCAAAGCCCAGCUGGCCACCACCAGCCAGCUUUGCUGGGGUCACCCCCUCCCUGGCACAUCUUGGCGUGGAGCCCCGUGUUUUGUCCUGGGCUCUUUGAUGGCAUCCGAGAGGUUGCCCCGAGCUUUGGCAGCUUUCUCUGGGAGGCUCGUCUGGAGUUGCCCAGUGUGAGGUGGAGCUCGCCUGGGGCAGCUCAGGGCCUGCUCUGGGGAUUAAUGAAGCAUUUUCCUCUGGUGAUUUUCACUUUUCACCACCUUGAGUAUGUCGAGCGAAAACGAAAAUCACCCCUGAGGCCUUUCUAGCUCUAGCUGUGCUUUAAUACCAAGCCUCACCUCUGCCUCCUCGUCUCACUGGGCUCAGCUGGGCUGUUGCAUCUGCAGCACUGGCUCCUGGGGUGUGCUUUGUCAUCGUGGCUGUGCCAGGGGUGCCCGUGCAAUAACCCACCCCCUGCGUCCAACCCAACGCUUUCUCUGUGCUCUCGUGACGCAGAAGAAUCCAGGUGGUUCCUUUCUCCCACGUCCUUUACAGCCCCUGUUCCCUUCCCUUCUCGGUGGUGUAGCAUCCUGCUUGACCCAGGUGGGUGGAAGCAGCCUCCUGCCUGGCUGGAGGGAGGUGGUGUGGCUGGCAAUCCCUGGCUGCCUUUGCUGGGGCAGCUCUGGGGUUUUGCACUGACCCCAUUACACCUUGUGGGCUGAGCUUCGUGCUGAGGACAAGGCCCACUCAGGUGACAGAAAGGCUGGGCACAAGGACAAUAUGCAUUUGAUUAUUUCCUUUUUCCCUUUCCUCUGGGUUUUUUUUGAUGCUUUUUCUCUCUUUUACCCAGAACAGCUUUGUGAUGGGCUGAUCUUUGCAGUGCUCCCUACGGUUCCAUCCCUCCACAGCAGUGCAUGGCACGGGAGAGAUUUCAAUACCAAAGGUAGCAGAGGUGAAUUUCUUUCCCCACCCAUGUGCACACCCAGCUGCUCCCACCCAAACCCCAGCAAACCAGCUCCCUCCCCAGCACCAGCUCCCUCCCCCGCACGCCUCCUGCGUCUGCUGCCCCUUUGGAGACCCCAGAGAGGCUCCUUGGGUGCAGCUCAGGAGCUGCUGUCGGUGCCUUACAGAGGCCACAGUUUCCUCUUCUGUGCUUUUUUGCUUUCACUGAUGCUGGUUGGAAUGUUGCUGCCUGGCAGAUCCUUCAGCACCUGGUGAGGGGCGGCUGUAGGGGAGGGAGCUCAGAGCGGAGCUUGGCUGUGCCAGUGCCAUGGGGCCUGUCACACCACCUCCUCCUUUCCUCCUCCUUCCCACCUCUUUUCCAACUCCUCUUUACCACCUCCUCCUUUCCUCCUCCUCCUUUCCACCUCCUCCUU
This is a messenger RNA of Colius striatus (speckled mousebird), 4104 nucleotides long. RefSeq names its product glucuronic acid epimerase (gene GLCE). The record is from RefSeq and is a predicted model, not a curated record. NCBI's taxonomy places the organism in Eukaryota, Metazoa, Chordata, Aves, Coliiformes, Coliidae. The transcript has 6 exons. Gene Ontology annotation, biological process: heparan sulfate proteoglycan biosynthetic process. The coding region runs from base 336 to 2129 and encodes 597 amino acids. Gene Ontology annotation, molecular function: heparosan-N-sulfate-glucuronate 5-epimerase activity. Gene Ontology annotation, cellular component: Golgi apparatus.